UUCGUUUCGCGCGCUGGCGUCAGUUACUCGGCUACGUUCAGCACGUCACUCGCUCGCCGCCGAUCGUGCAGCGCGCUCGCAGCGAUAUUCCCGCACGUACAGUAACACGGAAGCCGUCGACACGCGGAAGGCCUGACCGUGUCCGAUCGGGAGAGUAACAGAGGAUCGUCCCCGCGCUUUCUCGUACGAUGAUCGUCGUCGCGAGGCCGUAGCCCGCGACGAAGCAAGUCUCACGGCUCAGUGUCCCGGCGGCGGUUUUACCCUACGCGCGUUAUUUGGAUUAAAGUAGAGUAUCGACGAGCGCACACGCACACCCGAAGACAACCACGAUGCUUCGGCAGAACUACCUCGCCCUGGGAGUGUUCGGCUGCGUCCUCCUGCUGUCGGCGACCACCGCGGACAACAGCGUGCACAUACUGUCCAAGUACGGCCACCAGCCGCUCACCUCGACCACGCUCAAGUGGCUACCGGUGGCGCAUUACAACCCGAGCGAAUUGAAGGAGAUAGUCAUCGGUGGCGUCGAGAACGCCGGCGAAGACGACAGCUUCGUUAAUCAAGCGGAGGCGAGGAGGUCGGCGCUGUACGUAUGCCGUGCGAUGCACAAUGGCGUAUGGGUGGCCGGCACGCAAAAGGAAAAGGAGAGGGUCUGCACUGUGACGAUACACGGCGUCGUGCAAUCGUACGAGAAGUACGAGCUGCUGGAGAACAUCGACGGGGCGGCGCGGAUCGCGUGGGUCCACUGGAACAAGUACAUGCAGCCACACCUGGGAGCGGUGUACGUCGACAGCAUGCUGGUGGCCCGGUACGAGGUCCCCAAGGACAGGAGGAAGCCGCGGUACAGCCACUACAUCGGCACACUCAACUCGGGCGAGAACUUUGGCACCAUCGUCUACGUAAACGAGGACGGCAAGGAGGAGUCCACGAAGUACGGCGAGCUGCUGGUGGAGACCGAGCCGAUCCGUUACGAGCUGAGCGCCGUUAAACUCAACUGGCUUAAGAGGCGCGAUAUCAAGCGCGUACCUCGUGUGCUCAACAAGGCGAUGAUCGUCAACCGCGGAGCGCAGCCGGCGAAUCUGGCGGAGGCCUGCGCGUACAAGUACAAAUACUCGGUCUACUGGGGCCGCAGGCACGCCAUCCUCAACGGUCUGAGCACCACGAUCACGCUUAUCAACGGCACGUCCUUGCCGAACAUAACGUGGGGUACGCGUGACGAGGAGAAUCGCACGGAGGCUUACGACGUGCAAGUCUAUCUGGAGCCUGGCACAGGCGUGAACGUGACUCUGAAGGCCGACUACACGGACAUGGAGGUGCCGUACACCGCGACGUUGAUCUCGCACUACGAGGACGGCGCGACGACGACGCGCGUUAUCAGCGGCACGCGGCAGGAGGAAACGUUGUUAGACAUCACGGCGGAAAUGGGGCCCAUCUACUUCCUAGGCAAUUUCAGCCUGAUGCCGACCACCGUGCCGCCGCCCACCACGACCACCGAGCCACCGACCACCACGACGACGAUGAUGACGACGACGACGACGGCGACGACGACGAAGCAGCCGCAGGAGGCAAGCCGGGCGACGCACCGGCACCGAACGGACGACGCGUCGGACACGAUGGACCACGACGAGAACCUGAUUCUACCGCCGAAGAAGACGGACACGUCGACGGGCAUGCAGAGCGACGACGGCGGUCCGCUGUCGCUCAAGGACAAGGUGGGGCUGAUGUACUCCGGUGCUACAUCCACCGCGCUCCAAUCGAGCCUGCUGGCGCUCGUGGUCCCGCCGCUGCUGCUUUCGAUCCUCCACAGAAUCACGUGAAGGCCCGAUCGCGCGUUUGCCGUCGCCACCGCCGUCGUCGCCUCUAAACGUUAAUUCCUAAUUCCCGCAAUAGUAACGUAUGAUAAUAUAACCCAGUAGACGACACAGUAAACGAAAACGGAAAAAGGCAAAAAAAGAAUUACAGAGAAAAAAGAAGAAAAAAUAUAUAUAUAUAUUAUAUCUAUAUACGCGGAAAGAAAAUUGCUGUAAUUUCGUACGUAGCGAUUGUCGCGCGAGUGACCUCUUUAUUUCAACACACACGUACAUACACGCAUCGCAGUGACGCGGUGCUGAUAUAUGCUUGCCUUUAAAGAAGAAACUCGAUAUUUAAUACAUAAUAUAUCUAUAUUAUUAUAUACGUACACACACACACCCACACCCAUACACACAUACAUGCGUCUUAGGGUAGCGGAGGAGAGAACGAGAGGAAAGUAUCUUCGCGAUUGAGAACAAUGGAGCUAGUCUCACGACGAUGAGUCAAGUACAAGAGCGAGAUCGCAGCGACCGAUGUGCGAGGUGAAUUUUACCUGGCCGCGAAACGUUCACCGUUAUACUGUUGAAAAGCCGACCGCAUAACAUUCCGUCUUUUUCUAAUCCCGCUGUGAAUCGACUUUCCAGCUGUAACGUAUGUCUUAUGCCUUCGCGUAACUUUAGGACCUUUAGGGAGACCAGUCGCUUCAAAGGACGGCGUGUUCUUUUUAUUUUUUAGAACGGUUGAAGAGAAAGAAAGAGAACUUGUAAAUGCCGCGAAUAACGUCUUGGACGAGUUAGGUAGCGUAUACGUCGAGUCGGGAGGCGAAUAGAAGUUAAGCAACGGAGAAAAAACAAAGAGAGCAAGAUAUGCGUGAGUUAAUUCAGCUACGAUAUAUUUUUGAGAAUGCCGUAUAAUUUUAGAAGAUUGUAAAAUUUAAGGAUAGCAAAUAAGAGAGCAAACCAUAUAAAGUGUAGGACUGGAUGGGUACAGUUUUUUUUCCCCCGCGAUACUGAUUUAGUCCCAAGGCUGUUACAGCGAGAUGACAAACGUGCGAGCGAAUCGUAACUCCAAUGCGUGAUAACCGUCGUAAUGUCGUGUCGCGAUAACGUUAGGUGACAACAAUCGAACUUACGAUCGCAGAAAAUUUAUGAAAUAUUUGUUGACGCGUGUCCUUUUGGUUUCAAGCAGUUCGAUAAACGACGCGUACCCAUCCGUCGCCAGUGUGCAAAGUGAUAGGACUUGCAGGUUUCUUAGAGUACUGUUGAAGAAGAUUGUAACGAUAAAAGGGGGGGGGGAGGAGAACCAUUGGUAUAUAUAUAAUAUAAAUAGCUGAAUAAUCCAUUAAUAAGGAAGAGAAUAGAAUAUUUUGGUACCGCGCGUGCGAAGUAUAGAAUUAUUGAGUUGGACACGUUUCGUGGAAAAAAAUUUUUUUCCGAGAGAGACUCAGGCGACGAGGACGGUCAUAUUUCAUACGAGGUUGCGUUGUCAGCGUUUUUACCGAAGAAGUAUCCACAUAUGUGUAUAUAAUAUGUAUUUCUAUGAUCUUGAUAGUUGUAAUAUUGUGUAGUAAGCUUAUUUAUGUAACAUGAUUUAUAGGUAUUUUCUCGAUCGAUAGCGUCGCACACAAGUACAAUUCUUAUAUUUUAUUAUUAACCGAUGAUGAAAAUUGUAGGAUUAGCGCGAAAAACCCGUUUAUUUCGGACUAAAGCGGACGUGUCUCUAACGACGUUUAUCAACGUAAGCCUAAUCACGCCUAUUGUGAUAUUCAAUGAAAAAAAAUCUCACGUAGACACGAAGAGAAGGUGAAGAGAGCGUUAUAUUGAGCGAUUCGUGAUUGCGAGAGAAAGCAAUAAUUCGUUGCGAGAUCGAGAAACUUGCCGGGAAGCGAGAUAUGGAGCGACGAUACAUAUAAAACGAACGCAAAUAAAAUUUGUGGUACCUAUGAUAUUUCUUCGAUAUUCCGAGUAAACUGACAAAACAAACGCGACGUGAGUUAACGAGUGGCGGCGCAAUUUUAACGUAAAUCUCGACGGGGAGGGAAGCUGUGCGCUCACGCGAGAUCACAGAUCAGCGUUUAAUUUCACGACAAUUCACCCUGUACGCCGGUAGGCAGACGUAAAGUGACCCUUGAAGAAACUAGUUAUAGACCUCGGCGAGGCCAAGAUAUCCGUUCUAAAAAUAUCUGUACUCUCAACACGGAUGUAUUAUUUGUGAAUAAUGCUGCUGUAUUGUACAUUAUCAUGUAAAUAUAAACGCUAUGUACAUACAAAAA
Vollenhovia emeryi is the source of this 4057-nucleotide messenger RNA. RefSeq names its product protein unzipped. The coding region runs from base 330 to 1811 and encodes 493 amino acids. The record is from RefSeq and is a predicted model, not a curated record. NCBI's taxonomy places the organism in Eukaryota, Metazoa, Arthropoda, Insecta, Hymenoptera, Formicidae. The transcript is spliced from 5 exons.